AAUUAUCUAAUAAAUAAAUAAUCUUUUCUCCGGAAUCAAGAAACAUUUUCUUAGCUGGAUUUAAUAAAUUUAUUUCAAGUCCGUAUUACAUCAAACAAACUGACAAACAUCACCUUGCUGACACAGCAACACACACACACACACACUGCCCGACACAUGCACACAGAGUACAAGCUAGCACACUUCUCUCUCUCUCUCCCUCUCUCUCUUGUUUCUCUCUCUAGAACGGAGCUCGAAGAGAGGGCCCUUUUUUUCUGUGUUGUCACUGUACUUCGUAAGAGAGACGUUGUAGAAAAAAAGAGUACCGUUGAAAAAGAUUCCAUCUUUAACAAAAAUUGAAUUUGAAUCAAACAAAUUAAGUUAUAGCUAGCAAGCAUUGAGCAAAAAAAAAAAGAAGAAAAAAAAACUAAGUGUGGGAGUUUUUUUUUUUUUUUUUAAUCGAUCUCUUACAUCAACUGUGGAUCGAGCAAAUGGGGAGUGGCGGAUUUGUGCAGCUUGUCUUCAUUUGUUUUCAGCUCUUCUUGUUUCUUGGCACAUGUAGAGGCGGUAAAAUCGGGAUAUGCUACGGCCGAAAUGCCGACGACCUCCCACCACCCGAAAAGGCCGUCCAGCUCAUCCAACUCCACAACAUCAAAUACGUACGUAUCUACGAUUCCAACAUCCAACUCCUCAAAGCCUUUGCCAACACAAACAUCGAACUCAUAAUCGCAAUCCCAAACUCCGACCUACUCCCCUUCUCCCAGUUCCAAACAAACGCCGACACCUGGCUCAAGAACACCCUCCUCCCUUACUACCCCGCCACCAAAGUCACCCACAUCACCGUCGGAGCCGAAGUCACCGAAGCCCCCAACAACGUCUCCUCCCUAGUGGUCCCCGCCAUGCAGAACAUAUUCACCGCCCUUAGAAAAGCCGCACUUCAUCGAAAAAUCAAAGUCUCGAGCACACACUCACUAGGUGUGAUGUCGCGCUCUUUCCCUCCUUCCGCUGGUGCCUUCGACAGCAAGCACGCGUUUUUCCUCAAACCGAUGCUCGAGUUUCUCGCGGAGCAUAAUUCACCGUUCAUGGUCAACUUAUACCCUUAUUACGCUUAUCGAGAUUCCACUUCAAAUGUUUCUCUAGACUACGCUUUAUUCGAAUCAUCUUCGGAAGUGAUUGAUCCUAAUACCGGUUUGUUAUACACCAACAUGUUCGACGCGCAAAUAGACGCGAUUAAUUUCGCACUCACCGCUCUCAAUUUCCGAACUGUCGAGAUUAUGGUGACAGAAACAGGGUGGCCCACAAAGGGUUCGCCGAAAGAGACUGCAGCUACACCAGAUAAUGCGCAAACGUACAAUACGAAUUUAAUUCGACAUGUGAUAAAUAACACGGGCACACCCGCGAAGCCAGGUGAAGAAAUAGAUACGUACAUAUUCUCUUUGUUCAACGAGAACCGGAAGCCCGGAUUGGAAUCGGAGAGGAAUUGGGGGUUGUUUUUUCCCGACCAGACGAGCGUGUACAAUCUUGAUUUCACGGGGAGGAGCGGGGGUGGUGCAGUGGACACUACUGCGGGGGGGAAUUUCACCGGGGGGUUGAAUAAUGGGACUUGGUGUGUUGCUUCGAAUAAUGCUUCGGAAAGUGAUUUGAGGAACGGGCUUGAUUGGGCUUGUGGGCCCGGAAAUGUGGACUGUUCGGCUAUUCAGCCGAGCCAGCCUUGCUUCGAGCCGGAUAGCUUGGCUUCGCAUGCUUCGUAUGCAUUUAAUAGCUAUUACCAGCAAAAUGGAGCUACUGAUAUUGCUUGCACUUUUGGUGGUGCAGGUUUUAGAACAAACAAGAAUCCAAGUUAUGACAACUGCAUGUAUAUGGUUUUCGGCACAAACAAGACUGCAGCAGCUAAUGCAACAAUUAGUCCUUCGAAAUCUUCAUCGUGCGUAAAGGCAAUCUCCAUAUGGAUUGCCGUUGGUUGCUUGUUGAUUGGUUCAUCGGCGUUUCUGUAAGAUUCGGUUCAUAUGAAGAAAAAACGAGCAGGGAGUUAUCCAACUAUAUGUGUAUGUAUAGCAGCUAGCUAGCUAUCUCUAUUCAACCCAAUUUUUGACCAAAAAAAAAAACACCAAGGAAUUAUUAUGUAUGAUAGCUUUAGUUAGACAAACCUUUUUUUCUAGGAUGAUAGAGCAUACAUAAGAACUAAUUGUAUGCUCGAGAUUUUAAUUUGUAUUCGUUGCAAUGGGAUUGAAAAAAUUGAACUUCCGAGUUGCGACUUGCGAUAUAAGCUGCAAACCCGUGCUAAAUUAGCUUAAAGGCUUUGCUUAUCGAAAUGGCGUUAUUGUAGUUUUUUGACAAAUGUUAUGUAUGGUGGAAUAGAUGCUUAAGAAUUAGAUAAAGGGUGGAGAAUCGUGUGUGUACAUGUUUCGAACGUGAUUUAUGAGAGGAUGGAAAUCGAUAUAUUUUCGAU
Erythranthe guttata (spotted monkey flower) is the source of this 2428-nucleotide messenger RNA. RefSeq names its product glucan endo-1,3-beta-glucosidase 13. Gene Ontology annotation, molecular function: hydrolase activity, hydrolyzing O-glycosyl compounds. NCBI's taxonomy places the organism in Eukaryota, Viridiplantae, Streptophyta, Magnoliopsida, Lamiales, Phrymaceae. The record is from RefSeq and is a predicted model, not a curated record. Gene Ontology annotation, biological process: carbohydrate metabolic process.